This is a messenger RNA of Maniola jurtina (meadow brown), 1012 nucleotides long. RefSeq names its product ommochrome-binding protein-like. The record is from RefSeq and is a predicted model, not a curated record. Lineage: Eukaryota; Metazoa; Arthropoda; Insecta; Lepidoptera; Nymphalidae. The transcript has a single exon. The coding region runs from base 59 to 922 and encodes 287 amino acids.
UGUGGCCAGUUUCAUACUAAAAAUUCAUAAUCGAGCACGUUUCUUUUAUGUUUAAAAAAUGUUAUCCCAAAUUAAUCUUGCAGUAUCACUCGUACUGUUAGUUUGCGUGGAAGCUAGAAUACGUGUUUAUGUUACUGAUACGCCGAUAGAAAAAAUUGGCAGUAGAUUAUAUAAAAAGGAAUUAUUGACGGAUAAAUUUAACGACCCGAAAGAACUGGCAUACGAUUCAGCGACCAGAAAUCUAUUUUUCAUGCACAUGGACGAUUUAAUACAGAAUUCCGGAAGAGCAUACGUCAAUAUCAUAACGAAAGAUACUAUGAAAAUUAAUGGUAUAGCAAGAAAUAAAGCUACAGCUGUGGAUGCCGAAAAUGGUGAAGUUUAUUUUGGAUCGGAUAACGGACUGUACAAAUACGAUCCGUUAUUGGGAGAUGCUGUUAACAUAGGACUUUACAAUAUGAACAUAUUAAAAAUAGUGAUCAGGAAUAAUGAAAUGUACGUUAUAGAUGCUAACAAUCAUAAGAUAUACAAGAUAUUCGAUCAAGGCUCCAAAGCAAUUCUAGUUGGCAAUAUGAAAUCUGUAUUAGAAUUCGACGUAGAUUAUUAUAAAAAUAUACAUUAUGUGUCUAUGUGUGGUGUUUAUUGUGCUUUGAAUGGUGACGAAAUAGUGAAAAACAAGGAUUUGACUGUUGUAUAUCAUUUUAUAAGUGAUGAAUAUACUACUUUUGGUGUUACGGAGAACGGGUUGUAUGAAAUCGACUGUUUUAACGGUACUGCCAAGCAUGUGGCUAAUUUGAGUUUCUUUCCUAGAAGCAUAAUCUUUGGUGAUUAUGGCGAUAUAUUCUACUCAGUUGAUAACAGUAUCUUUAGAUUGAAACCUAUUAGUUCGUAUACGGUUUAUAACGUAAGGAGGAAAGAGACGUGAUUUUUGUGUAGGUAAUUUUUGUGUUACUGUUGUUUCUGGUACUUCAUUAAACUUAUCAUAAUUAAGUGAUUAAAUUAUUAAGCUUCGUUU